Messenger RNA from Stomoxys calcitrans (stable fly), 1442 nucleotides. It is a transcript of the gene Mettl4, whose product is annotated as N(6)-adenine-specific methyltransferase METTL4. The record is from RefSeq and is a predicted model, not a curated record. The transcript has a single exon. The coding region runs from base 301 to 1374 and encodes 357 amino acids. Lineage: Eukaryota; Metazoa; Arthropoda; Insecta; Diptera; Muscidae. Gene Ontology annotation, cellular component: nucleus; RNA N6-methyladenosine methyltransferase complex. Gene Ontology annotation, molecular function: methyltransferase activity.
AGUAAAAUAUCAGAAUUUCUAUAAAACCAAAGAAAAUAAAAAAUCAAUGUACCGUUUUUGGCAAAGGCUGUAAUCAAGACGUACAGACUAUGAUGUGCCAUUUAAAUUCCGCAUAAUGUAAAGUCCCCACAAUCAACACGUACACACGAUGAGUACGUUCAUGAUGCGCCAUAUAAAGUGCGUAUAAAUUUAACCGCCACUUGUCAUCGAUUAGUUGAGCAAAACAUUAGUCUAAGAAGAAGAGGUUUGUUUACACAGAAUUUGCAAGAUUGUCUAUAAAUUCCUUGAUUGAUCACAAAAAUGAAGAAAAUUAAGAUGAAAAAUCGCUUGUGUUUAUAUUUAAGUCACAGCGAAUUAAUUGAAAAUCUACACCAUGAACGUUUACAAACCAGGGAUAGCCAGUUGUACACAUAUAGGCCUGAACUUUUCGAUUUUAAAUCAAAGACCUUAGAACAGCCGGCAGACAAAUCUGAUCCCACAAGAAGUAACAAGCGGAAAAGGAAAGCAAGGGAAUUUGUGAAAAAUGAGGAGAUUUCAAAAGUAAAUGCAGAGCUCGAACCUUUCCUGAAAGAAAUUCAGAGAAUUAUAUGCAGCACACAUUGUGUGUCAUUAGAAAGUAUAUCAAGACUGUGGGAAGAGCCCACAGAGUUUCCCCAGUUUCGUGGUGCCAACAGCACAAGCCAAUUCCAAACAACAGCAUUUAAUCACAACACAUACCUAAUACCUCCAAAAUGUAAGUUUUAUAACUAUGAUGUAAAUUUGCUCCCUGAACUACUUCCAGAAUUGGAAAAAUACGAUAUUGUCAUCAUGGAUAUGCCGUGGCGCAACAAAUAUAUUAAACGUCUUAAAAAGGUUAACCAAUCAAUGGCCUAUCAAAUGCUGUCCAAUGAUAGUUUAAACGAGAUACCCUUACAACAAAUGGUACAUAAACAUUCCUUAGUGGUGUUGUGGUGUACGAAUUCUUUGCAACACCAACGUGCCAUAAUGGAUAAUUUCCUACCUUCAUGGAACUUGAAAUUAGUUCAUUGUCUCAAGUGGUUUAAAUUUAGUACACAGGGGGAGUUGAUAAGCCCCGUGAAAACUGAAGGAUAUAAGCAGCCCUAUGAAACGAUAUAUAUAGCUUGUCACCAGGACCGAAACAUGGAGGAAAUAAAAGGUUUGCAAGAUGUAGAUUUUAUAGCAAGUAUACCGAGCAUUAUACAUUCGCAUAAACCGCCUUUAAUAAAUUGGUUAAGAGAAUAUUUGAAUGACCCCCAAGACUUUAAAGGUUUGGAAAUAUUUGCUCGAUAUUUACAGCCCCAAUUUACAUCGAUAGGUUUGGAAGUUAUAAAGCUUAUGGAUAAACGUCUGUAUAAUGCAGCUACUCGCAUAUAGUUUUUAUUUUAUAUUUAAAAAAAAAUAGAGUAGAAAAAAGCACCUCAAUAAAAUAGUACAGAAAUGAA